This is a messenger RNA of Erigeron canadensis, 789 nucleotides long. Its product is annotated as cysteine-rich receptor-like protein kinase 29. NCBI's taxonomy places the organism in Eukaryota, Viridiplantae, Streptophyta, Magnoliopsida, Asterales, Asteraceae. The transcript has a single exon. The record is from RefSeq and is a predicted model, not a curated record. The coding region runs from base 1 to 789 and encodes 262 amino acids.
AUGGAUAAGAAACCCAUAUAUUUGUUUCUACUGUUUUAUAUACAAGCAAUCAUCCAUUGUGAUAAUCUCGUAGUAGCACAAUUACCCCGCCCUGAGAAUGUAAUCAGUAGAUGUAAAAAAGGUGAUUUCAAAUCCGACGCUUACAGCAAGCAUCUAGACUUUGCACUCGAUUCUCUUUCCAGUAGCAUUGGCAAUCCAGAGUACACAGGAUUCAAAAGCACCCAGUCUGGCGGCAAUCAGGGUGAAUUAGUUAACGCCGUUGUCCUUUGUCCUCCAUAUAUUAAGGCGGCGGAUUGUGCAGAUUGUAUUAAGAAAUCAGCCCAGCUUCUCAAAAGAGAUUGUCCCAAAAAAAAGGAAGCUGUAGUGUUUACGCUCGUAUCAGACCUGACAUCAUGCACGGUGCGUUAUGGUGAUUAUAAAAUUGAGGGAAAGUAUGAUCCUUGGGCUCGGGCAAGCUUCCAAAGCCCUAAGAAGGGUGCCAAUGAUCUUCAGUUACGUGGAACCUUUAGAAAUGCAUUUGACCAAAUGAGGAAAACGGCAGUAACAGGUGCAAAUGGAAUUCGUUUUGCAAAGUUGUCUACAAAUUAUGGGAAUACUCGGCGCCCUAUUUACUUUACGCUUCAAUGUACCCCUGAUAUAUCUCAAGAGGAUUGCAAAGAUUGUUUAUAUUGGGCAGGACAUGGACUUGAGAACAUCCCAAUUGAUGAAGGAAAAAUGUCUGGAAGAAGUGUUUCUACCCAUUGCUAUGCACGGUACUCGCAUGACCCUUUUUUCCCAGACAAGUACUGA